AUUCUUUUUCUCGCCUGUUGCGGUGGGAAUGUGAGGAUUGUGGACUACAUCCUCUUAAAUAACGUAGACAUCGAUGGUAGAGGACAGUCGGGGAGGACUCCGUUGAUGGCGGCAGCGUACAGAGGACGCGGAAAGAUCUUCGACCUACUUGUGACUAAAGGGGCUGAUCCCAAUGCAGUUGAUGAUGCUGGUGACAACGUCCUCCAUUCGGCCUGUCUGGGCGGACAUGUGAAUAUUGUGAGCCGUGUCCUCGAGCUGGACAAGCUGGACAUAAACAGUCGCGAUCAGUGCAGUAGGACACCUCUGAUGAUGGCAGCAAGGAUGGAGGAUAAAAAAAUAUUUGACUUGCUCGUGAAAGAAGGAGCUGUUGCAACACCAGUGGAUGAUGACAGUAACACCAUCCUUCAUCAUGCUUCUGAGGGAGGAAAUGUUGAUAUAGUGAAGUAUGUCCUCUCUCUGAAGAAUGUGGACAUCAACGCCAGGAACAAGCAUGCUGAAACACCGACCAUGCUGGCGACAAAGGGUGGUGACGUGUGCCACCUCCUAGUACAACGUGAUAGUUUCAUGCAGUAACUGAAAGAAAAAGGACUGGUUAAUUCUCGAGAUGAGAAUGCCCGUAUGAUGGUAUAGUUCCACUGUAUAUCUGAAAUAUUGUGAACCUUGUAUUCCUCCUCAUCGUGAAUAGGAUGGACGUCAAAUGAAGAUAAGCCAAAACUUCCUAUGAAAUGCAAGAAGAAUAGUACACCAUCCACGCCAUAGAUGUGGGACAUAUCCGUUUUUGAAUUAAACAUAAUGAAUAUCAAUGAAUAGACUUGACCGGUUAAUUUACCCCAAGCCUGUAUGUUCCCGUAUGGACUUCAGAUCAAUAAUGGACACCUUUGUUCGUGGUAUCAGCAGCUUUUUUUCUGAAUGAACUGAAAUACUUGGAGUGUCACAGAACUGAACUAUUUUUAUUUGUAUUUCUUUGUUUAUUGCAUGGAACGUCGUUUCGAUUGCUUAUACUGUUAUCAAGCUGAAGUAUACUUCUAGAAUGACGAUCAUAAAAUUGAAAUAUUGGUUUUUUAAACAUAGCAGAAAGGCAUAAUAUGGAUACAGUAUUUGGAAACAUCCUUUAUGGGGGGGGGCAUUCGUGGAUGUAAAUUUGCAUUCCCUAUAGCUAGAAAUAGGAAGUGUUUCGAAACAAGGAGGUCAGACAGGUAGGGAUUUUCACGAAAUCAACAUAAAUAAGGGCUGGCAUGGUGUUACAAAAGAAUAGAUGAUGCUGCCCUCCUUCAGGUGACAGCAUUGCUGGACAAUAUGACCUGUAAUCACUGAAAGGUCAGUCAGUCAGCUUGCAUGUCAAAAUAUGCAUCUCCUCGUAUCCCAUCCACCAAGACAGCCGGUGGUGGUCACGUGAACACUUACAAUGUCUAAACACA
Messenger RNA from Haliotis rubra (blacklip abalone), 1418 nucleotides. Its product is annotated as ankyrin repeat domain-containing protein 7-like. The record is from RefSeq and is a predicted model, not a curated record. Bases 106 to 573 code for a protein of 155 amino acids. Gene Ontology annotation, molecular function: protein binding. NCBI's taxonomy places the organism in Eukaryota, Metazoa, Mollusca, Gastropoda, Lepetellida, Haliotidae. The transcript is spliced from 2 exons.